GCAUUAUGAUGUACUUAUUGAUGUGACUUGGUACGGCACUGAGUACUCAAUAUUUGUGUUAUGUUGAUGUAACUCUGAUGUAAUAGUUCUAAAUAAAUCGUGAUAUCGUGCUGAAAUUUCAUUUUGUUCCAAUGAAGUUACGUUAUAUAAACGUAAAAUGUUUUAUGAAUAGAACCGCUUAUUAGAGACUGAACUAAUUUGCAAUUCGCAUCCGGAAUAACACAAUUGAACACGAUGAACAUUCUAGCAUUUGCUGUUGUGGCAUGUUGCUGUAGCAGUACAUUAGGGUUCCUUUUUUCCACGAGCCAUUCAUGCAGCAAUAACACCGAAUGUCAGCACGGAGGUUCCUGCCAAGGCUUUGAGGGCAAUAAACGUUGCCACUGCAAAUCAGGUUAUUGGGGGUACAACUGUGAAAUAGAUCUAGGACACAUAUGCAAUUCAGACAGAUGCCACAGCCAUGGUCGAUGUGACGCAAUACUUUUACCUCCUUACUACUUGUGUCAUUGUGAAAACGGAUACCAUGGACAUGAUUGUCAAAACGCCCCAGCCACACAGUUGGCGGCUACACAACCACAACAGACAACACCAAUGUCAUCAACACCAACAACAACAAUUCCACCAACUAGACCAACAACAACACUGAUACAAACAACAACACCAACAACCAUGCCACCAACAUCGCAUCAUACUCACAAAACCACAACACCACCUAACACAGUGAUAACCACAUCUCACAAGCCAACGACAACAUUUAAUCCAACUGCACCGACGGUUGCGACAACAACACUGUCGCAAAUGUACACAGACACACCUCGCUGUUCGAAAUUCAAAACUGUGUUCGACAUUGCUGGAACUAUUAUUUCCGACAAUGCCCUUGCGUCGGUUUGCCCGAAAUCCGGUAACCAUUCGUCCCCAGAAGCAUUCGUACUCAACCACUGUACUCUGACGAAUACAGACCCAAAGGGAUGGAAAAUAGGGCAUCAGGUCAUGUACAACUGCGCGGCUGUACCACCAUACACACCAGUUAUCGAAACAUUUGGUACAUACAGUCCCAAUACUCAUCGGUCAGGAAUCUUUCUGGAAUGUUUGCCGGAACCAGAGGGCUUUAAGAUUGCAUAUCAACCAUGCGAUUCAGCUCCCACUAUAGAACACGUGAGCUCCAGUGAAGCGUCACUGUUUUACACUGUCUAUUAAACACACUCUACCACAAAUCAAAUGUUAGCAUGUUGAACAAUUCAAAUAAAUUUGAGAAAUUAA
Molecule: messenger RNA, 1257 nt
Organism: Dreissena polymorpha
Lineage: Eukaryota; Metazoa; Mollusca; Bivalvia; Myida; Dreissenidae
Product: mucin-2-like
Exons: 8
Coding region: 235-1194 (319 amino acids)
Source: RefSeq, a predicted model, not a curated record